CUGUUACUUGCUUGUCGGAACAUGCUGGAACGCACUGUUGAAAACUUCUGCGAUUCAGACUCAGUUAUUCAGCAGAGGUUCGGCCUACGUCCUCUGUGGUUUCAACAGGUUUGCCGUAUGCCUACCUGAAAAAAGGGAUGAUUUCGUUUCAAUGACUCACCAUUAAACGGAUCUAAAGCCACACCCUCUGAAGGUUGGGACGACAAAUGUAACUGGUACAUCAAAUGUUUGUUGGGUCUCGGAGCGUCUCAUCGACGUGACAAAUUUGUGUCUUUGAGUGUUCAGCUGUACGAAAAACGAACACUUUGAAAGGGGUCUUUGCUUACCGGCGAAGUUGCCAGGCAUACUAAGAAGGCCAAAAAAAAAAAAAAAAAAGAUGGGAAUAUUGUAUUCGGAGCCCAUCUGCCAGGCAGCUUAUGACAAUGACAUCCACCGGGUGUACCGUCUACUCGUCUCAGAUGGCAAGAAUUUAAAUGUUCAAGAUAAAAUUACAGGAGACACACCCAUCAUAGCCGCCAGCAGACAGGGGAACACCAGGAUAGUCGAUUACCUCCUGCGUCAAAAUGCAGAAGUCGCCAUCCGGAACAAGAAGCAGAGGACAUGCUUGCACUAUGCUGCGAAGAAGACGUUCUCUCUCCUGGAUUACCUGAUGAUUGCUAUUCUGAUGCCCAUUUUAUUAAUUGGAUACUUCAUCAUGGAGGAAAAGCUGAGAAAGAAUGUUAAUUUGAUGAAGGUGGUUCUGAGCAGCAAGGUGAACAUUGAUGCUGUAGACUACAAAGGGAACACCGCGCUUCAUUAUGCCUGUCAGAGAAAAAGUCACCGCAUUGUCCCGCUAUUAUUGGAGAAAAAUGCAGACAUUUCCAUAAAAAACAAAGAUGGUGAGACUCCAUUGGAUAUUGCACGGAGGUUAAAAUUCAUCAAGAUUGUAAAAAUGCUGAGGAAAUCAGACUGAAAGCAGUAAUGAGAGAAGGAUGGGAAUGUUUUACCCAUGGCAGCACUGUCCCCAUCAGGGCGUCUUUGAACUGCAAGAGGGAAGAUUAUAAGUCAAGUGCAUGAAUUUGGGUUGCUGAAAGUGCCUUGCUAUUCAAGGAGACUGACCUCUCACUUCGAAACAUGAUACACAUACGAGUUACACACAUAAAAUUUGAUUUGUUUCACAGUAUUAUUCUCAGACCUGCCAUUUGAGAAAUGAUCAACUCAGCCUCCACGUCCAACUACUUCUAUAGUUGUCUUUAGUCCACGGUUAGAUUAUUGUUACUGCAAAAAGUUAUUGCACCCUGCCGAACAAUAUUUUUACACAAUUGUAUUUAAUGAAAGCACGUAUGUAAACACUAUUUAAGUUAAGCACUUAAUUUCCCAUGUGGAUGUGGCUCUUUGGUUGCACUUCACCGCCGAGGCAAAGUGAAGACACAGAAAUGACUCAUAAGUGUGAGCCAACAUUCCUCUAUGAAUGCGUGCUAUGAGUUUUUAGAUGUUGUGAUUGUAUCAGAUUGUCUUUUUCUAUACUGCAGGAUGUGCAGAAGCUUUAAUAAAUAACACUGACAUAAUGCCACCGCUUCACUUGCCCAGCAUAUGAACAGAGUGCAGACAAGGGAGUAGGUUUUGAAGGACGUCAUUAGUAGUUUGUGAACACAAACACACACACUAGGGAUUGUUUGUGCUAUUUGCCCAUGAGGAUAUUAACUAGAGCUACACACCUCAUUGGUGAUAGAGACCUUAAUUACCUGUGGCUGGUGAAAAUUACACUCAGUGUUAUGGUAUUAGCAUAUGAAGCUAGUACGGUAUCCUGGUGGGUGGCUUCGUGUCCUCUGCCUUCGUGUCAGUACCUCCAGGACUGCAAUACAUCGCAAUCGCUUCACUCAUAACUGAUUUGGAUGUCUUACACCAAACUGUCUUCU
Molecule: messenger RNA, 1898 nt
Organism: Megalops cyprinoides (Indo-Pacific tarpon)
Lineage: Eukaryota; Metazoa; Chordata; Actinopteri; Elopiformes; Megalopidae
Gene: ankrd22
Product: ankyrin repeat domain 22
Exons: 6
Coding region: 377-952 (191 amino acids)
Molecular function (GO): protein binding
Source: RefSeq, a predicted model, not a curated record